This is a messenger RNA of Helianthus annuus (common sunflower), 1029 nucleotides long. Its product is annotated as photosystem II 22 kDa protein, chloroplastic. The coding region runs from base 98 to 892 and encodes 264 amino acids. The record is from RefSeq and is a predicted model, not a curated record. The transcript is spliced from 4 exons. NCBI's taxonomy places the organism in Eukaryota, Viridiplantae, Streptophyta, Magnoliopsida, Asterales, Asteraceae.
UUUCUAUUCAACAAAUAAAAACAACUUCAUAAUAAUAAUUUAAAUAACAAAACACACAACAUUUUUGAAGGGUAGACUGAAGAAGCAAUAAUAGAAAAUGGCUCAAACGAUGUUGUUGACAUCUAACACCAUCAUUUCAGGCCAACCGUUGCUUCGAUCACUUAGACCGAAACCUUUCUCAUAUAUCGUACUCCCUCCGAGUCUUCUACCUAAAUCGUCUCCGACGUCUACUACAUUUUCGAGCCCGGUUGCCCUUUUUAAACCCAAGACAAAAGCUGCCCCUAAGAAGGCUGCUCCGGCUCCGAAGCCAAAGGUUGAAGAUGGCAUUUUUGGCACAUCGGGAGGUAUUGGAUUCACGAAGCAAAACGAGCUCUUUGUUGGCCGUGUAGCUAUGAUUGGCUUUGCUGCAUCAUUGUUGGGAGAAGCAAUAACCGGAAAAGGAAUUCUAUCCCAACUCAAUUUGGAAACCGGGAUUCCGAUCUAUGAAGCCGAGCCACUUCUUCUGUUCUUCAUCCUCUUCACACUCCUUGGAGCCAUUGGAGCUUUGGGUGAUCGCGGUCGGUUUGUUGAUGAGCCAACCGGACUUGACAAGGCUGUUAUUCCUCCUGGGAAGGGGUUCCGAUCCGCUUUGGGUCUUAGCGAAGGAGGUCCAUUAUUCGGGUUCACCAAGGCGAAUGAGCUCUUUGUCGGAAGGCUGGCUCAAUUAGGUAUUGCUUUCUCGUUGAUCGGUGAAAUCAUCACUGGAAAAGGAGCUCUAGCACAGCUAAACAUUGAGACCGGGCUCCCGAUAAGCGAGAUCGAGCCACUUGUGUUGUUUAAUGUUGCUUUCUUCUUUGUUGCUGCCUUGAAUCCUGGUACUGGAAAAUUUGUCACAGACGAGGAGGAAGACUAAAUCAGUAUCAAGUUUGGGUUUUGUAGAUUUUGAUCAUUUUAUAUGUAUUUGUGUUAUAACAAUUGACAUAUGAAGUGUGAUAACGUACCCCAUUUAAUUAAUGAAAGAUGAAAAAAUAGAGAAUCUUGUCAAAUUUA